This is a messenger RNA of Myotis myotis, 4918 nucleotides long. It is a transcript of the gene SLC25A23, whose product is annotated as solute carrier family 25 member 23. Gene Ontology annotation, molecular function: calcium ion binding; ATP transmembrane transporter activity. Bases 1774 to 3180 code for a protein of 468 amino acids. The record is from RefSeq and is a predicted model, not a curated record. Gene Ontology annotation, cellular component: mitochondrial inner membrane. Gene Ontology annotation, biological process: transmembrane transport. The transcript has 10 exons. NCBI's taxonomy places the organism in Eukaryota, Metazoa, Chordata, Mammalia, Chiroptera, Vespertilionidae.
AACUCAAUGCAAAAAAUCGGCCGAGAGACAGCUGGUAUCUCAAAAAACUCGUUAGUCGGGACACUCGUAAGUCAAGGCCCCACUGUAGUCUUGUAUGAGGAACAUCUGCAUAGAAUUGAGCUCACAUGAGAGAAAGACCUGAGAAGAUCUGUAUGAGGCACAGCCACAUUGAAGCACCUGCGGGGGGAGGGGGGCAGCAGGACAGAGGUGUAUGUGUAAUGAGGCCCACCUGUCAGGAUGUAGCUGAGGAAACACCUGUUUGGGGUGUCUCCGUGGGAAACAUGUGUAACCCCCAUGAUGAAGGGCACCUGCAAGGACCUACCUUUACAUAAAAGCGUCUAUAAGAGGCUUGUUGGUCUGAGACGCACCUGUUGGGGCAGAAGCUGAGUGGAAACCAGUCCUUAUGGCUGCAUCUUUGGAUAAAGAACGACGUUAAUAAGACGACCUCCUCUUGGGGACUGUAGGGUGAAGAGGGAUGGUCAGGGGCAAGUUAAUCCCUUUUAGGGUAUAUAGAGUGAUGGGUAAGGAUCCCAGGUCUGGAUAAAUUCCUGCUGUGCCCUUACUGGGCACUGGACUGGGGAGAGCGCCGUAGUCUCCUGUUUCCUCACCCGGGAGGGGGAAAGCCAGUCCCACCUGCCUCAUAGGGCUUGGCGGGGCGACCCGAGAGGUGAGUAAAAGGCCUGGCAUGAGCAGCGCUGUGUCGGUGUGAGCUGUUAUGAUUAUCCGCUGUCUAGUGAUCUGGGCGCCCCUCCCCCUAAUGAUAAAUAGCGAAACUGCGCCCGAAACCAGUGGGAGGGACGUUCGGCAGCUGCCGUGGGCACGACUGGCUGGGGCCCCGCCUACUGUGCUCCGCCACCCGGUGCAGGUCCCCAGCCGCGCCUGGGACACUGAGACCCCCUCCCCCCGCACCCCCACCCGAGGCUGGUCAGGAGAGCGCACUCGGCCCGGCGUCGGGGUGGGGCCGCGGCCCCGAAAGACUGCGGGGCGAGCCCGGGGAGGCGGAGCCCGAGGCUGCCCGGGGUGGGUGGGCAAGGCGGGCCCGGCGGGCAAGGCUCCCGCGGUUUGGCGAAUAGGAAAUGGACUUUGCAGCUGCGCCGCGCGUUGGUCUUCCGUUUCCCGGUCUGAGUGGGGCAGAGAAAGAAGGCGAGCGGGUGGCAUGAAGGGGCGAGAGGCAGCGCCGCGCCGAGCUCUCGGGUCUCUGUGACCGAGGGGGGACGUGCAGUGAGCGGCGAGCAGAGCGGCGAGCAGACGGAGGGCCUGAUGGCGUUGGGUUGGUUCUUGAGCGUGGCUGGCGAAAACGAGACCUUGGUAGGAGAGGGAGGUCAGUGGGAAGAGGUGACGGAGCCCAACCCCUGAUGUCUCCCUACCGUGCCACCUUGGGCAGAAGGUAAACUGAGGCACGCAGAGGCGGCACACUGGAAACAGAACUGAGAUCGCGGAUCUACCUGGCCCUUCUUCCCUCUUCCCGGAAUGAGCCCCGAGGCUGUGCCCUAGGCUGUGCCAUUCCCGAGCAUCCCCGACAACCCGCCCCACGCCCCCAGCUCCGCCCCGGCUCCUCCCCCAGAGGGUCGGGCAGGCGACGCAGGUUCUGACGCGGCCGGCGACGGCUAGCAGUCACUGCCUCCUGCCAGUGCCCGAGCCCGGCCGGCCGCGCGGAGGCUGCGGUAGCGGUGGCCGCGGAGCUGGCCCUGUGGGGCCCCGGGGGGGAGGGGGUGCCGCGAAGCCCCGGCUGAGGCCGCCGCUGCCGGGCCUCCCUCCCCCCCGGAGGGCGCCAUGCGGGGGGGCCCGGGCGAAGCGGAGCGGCGGCAGCGCUGGGGUCGCCUCUUCGAGGAGCUGGACCGUAACAAGGACGGCCGCGUGGACGUGCAGGAGUUGCGCCAGGGGCUGGCCCGGCUGAGCGGGGGCGACCCGGACCGCGCCGCCCAACAGGGCCUCUCCCCAGAGGGUGGUGCUGACCCAGAUGGCGGGCUGGACCUUGAAGAGUUUACCCAAUACCUGCAGGAGCGGGAACAGCGCCUGCUGCUUCUUUUCCACAGUCUGGAUCGGAAUCAGGAUGGUCACAUCGAUGUCUCUGAGAUCCAGCAGAGUUUCCGAGCUCUGGGCAUUUCUAUCUCUCUGGAGCAGGCACAGAAAAUUCUACACAGCAUGGACCGUGACGGCACUAUGACUAUCGACUGGCAGGAAUGGCGUGACCACUUCCUGUUGCAUUCAUUGGAGAAUAUGGAAGACGUGCUCUACUUCUGGAAGCAUUCUACGGUCCUGGACAUUGGCGAGUGCCUGACUAUCCCUGAUGAGUUUUCAAAGCAGGAAAAGCUGACCGGCAUGUGGUGGAAGCAGCUGGUGGCCGGUGCAGUGGCCGGCGCCGUGUCACGGACAGGCACAGCCCCUCUGGACCGCCUCAAGGUCUUCAUGCAGGUUCAUUCCUCCAAGACCAACCAGCUGAACAUCCUUGGGGGCCUACGGAACAUGAUCCAAGAGGGGGGCGUGCACUCUCUAUGGCGUGGCAACGGCAUCAAUGUGCUCAAGAUUGCACCUGAGUCAGCUAUCAAGUUCAUGGCCUAUGAGCAGUUCAAGCGGGCCAUUCGGGGACAGCAAGAGACACUGCAUGUGCAGGAGCGCUUUGUGGCUGGAUCCUUGGCUGGUGCUACAGCCCAAACCAUCAUUUACCCCAUGGAGGUACUAAAGACACGGUUGACCCUUCGCCGGACGGGCCAGUACAAGGGGCUGUUGGACUGUGCAUGGCGGAUCAUGGAGCGAGAAGGGCCCCGUGCCUUCUACCAUGGCUACCUGCCCAACGUGCUGGGCAUCAUUCCCUACGCGGGCAUCGAUCUGGCCGUCUAUGAGACCCUGAAGAACCGGUGGCUCCAGCAAUAUAGCCAUGACUCGGCUGACCCAGGCAUCCUCGUGCUCCUGGCCUGUGGCACUAUCUCCAGCACUUGUGGCCAGAUAGCCAGUUACCCUCUGGCCCUGGUCCGGACCCGUAUGCAGGCCCAAGCCUCCAUCGAGGGCGCCCCCCAGCUCUCCAUGCUGGGUCUGUUCCGUCACAUCCUGUCCCAGGAGGGCAUACCAGGCCUCUACAGGGGCAUCGCCCCCAACUUCAUGAAGGUUAUCCCAGCUGUGAGCAUCUCCUAUGUGGUCUACGAGAACAUGAAGCAGGCUCUGGGGGUCACAUCCAGGUGAGGGACCCGGCCUCACUAAGAUUCCUCGCCUCAAUCAUGACGACCCCUACACCUCAGAGACUGAUGGCCCAGCCAGUGGAUCCCACUCAAACCACAGGAUCCCUAUACUUCAUCCACUGGGUCCUGCAUCCCACAUCCCACCUACUGGGUUCCAUAUUUCCCUGACUCCCUUCCCCUCACCCCCGCCCCACACACACUGGGUCCUAGACCUCCAUGUCUUAACCACUGGAUCCCCCACAACUCAUCUAAUGAAUCUUGAAACCCUAACCACAGGAGCACAUAUCCCUAUAUCUAAGCACCCAGACCCCAGCUCCCUCAGGCACCAGAUUCAGUGUCUUCCUACAGCACUAGAUCCCAGAUCCCCAGCCCCACUGGCAGAUCCCAGACCUCCACGCUCCAAUCCCUGGAUUCCCAAGCUUGGCCACUGGAUCCUGAAUAUUAAGAAACCUCAGCCACCAGCUCCUGGCCAUGUGAUGCCCAGAUCCUAGGGCCCCCACUACUGGAUCCUAGAUCCCCUCAUCCCAGCCAGUGGAUUCCUGAGUUCCUUUACCUCACUGGGUCCCAGAUCCCUCUGCUUUGACUGCCAGAUCCCUACAUUUAAACCACUACGUCCUCAGCCCCCAGCCCACCAGAUUCCAGAUCCACAAGCUCUGAGACACCGGCUCCUGGCUCCUAAAAACACAGUCACGAGAGCCCAGAGGCAGAGCCACUGGGUCCUGGUAACUGUAGCUGUUGGCUCUCUAAUCCCUUCACGCAGGCCCUGGAUACUGAAAUUCCACCCACAGGAAACAGACCCUGACACUCCCAGGCACUGGAUCCCACCUCCUUAGCCCCUGGAUUCUGACCUGAAUCCUCCCAGACACUGGCUCAGAUCCCACAUCUAGAUCCCGGUAGGCUAAUCACAGCAAAAUGGCUCCAUAUGGCCCCUCACCCAGACACACAUGAGAGCCCAGAGACCUUCUCCACCACAACAUGGACCUGGGAGCCUGGAGGAGCCCCACAUCCUGGCCUCCUGGCUCCAGAAAACCCAUGGGACUUGUUCAAUGUCCUGAUAUGGCUCAAUGCCCCUCUCACGCCUUGCACAGACACUGGAUCCCCUCACUUCCCCAGCAUGGCCAUAUCUCUGGGCCCUAUGAGGACAAUGCUCCCUCCAACGCUCCCCCCAACCCUCUGCAGUGUCUUCCACUCCCCACCUUAUGAGCCGAUAACUCCCAGAGCCUGGGUCCUUUGGAGGGUCCCGCUGCUCUUUCUUGGGGGCUGGCAGUGAGGCAAUCUGAGGUGGGGGACACAUUAAGGGGACCUCCCCCCAGCCUCAGCACUACCAGCCUCUCCUUGGGCUUCAGAGGUGAAAGCCAAGAGCAGGUUUGUCUACACAGACCAUCCUUCGGAUCAUGCAAAAUGAACCAAACCCCCAGAACUCAUUCCAGGUCUACUUUCCUAUGGAGAGGAGCAGACAUUCCCUCACCCCACCCCCAGCCCCCAACUAACCCAAGCCCCAACACCCCCAUAUACAUUCUGCACUUUAUGGUUGGAUUCUUAAUUGGGGGUCCCCUUCCUCCACUCCUCCCAAGUCCUUGGAGAACCCCAUUAAAGGACUACAGAAGAGGAACCACUGUUUGUGACGGGUAAAGGACCUCCCCAAGACUUCCACCUCUCCCCACCUAUGCCAUGCCCCACAUCCCUGCCUGUAUGUGUUAUUUCAAAGCAAAAGAACAAAAGGAAUACAUUUCUAAGCUCUU